CGUCAUCAUCACCUCUCCCUCCGUCCUCACCAUCACUCUUUCUCUCGACGCUACUAUCCCAUCUCCAAUCCCUACGGGGCAUCUUCCCCACUUACUGGGAAUUUUAUCUGCUCCGAAUUCAGCAGACAUUCCCUCCCUUUACGAUCCGAGCAUUCAAAUAUCGGCAGACACCCCACAUUUGCCUUCCUCGACGACAUCUUGGCGAUCGAGGUGAAGCAAGAUGGCGACGGCUAUGCGGGGGUUGACUCAGUACAUCUCGGACUUGCGGCAGUGCCGUGUCCGGGAGGCCGAAGAGAAGCGCGUCAACCGUGAGAUGGCGCACAUUCGACAAAAGUUCAAGGACGGUAACUUGGACGGGUAUCAGAAGAAGAAGUAUCUGUCUAAGGUCGUCUUCACGUAUAUUCUGGGGUACAAGGUUGACGUCGGCCAUAUGGAGGCCGUCAAUCUCAUCAGCAGCAACAAGUAUUCAGAGAAGCAGAUCGGCUACUUGGCUAUCACGCUGUUGAUGCACGAGAACUCCGAUCUCGUGCGACUGGUGAUCAACUCGAUCCGAAAGGACCUUGAGGACCGGAACGAGAUCAGCAACUGUCUGGCACUGCAUGCCAUUGCCAACCUCGGCGGCAAGGAGAUGGCCGAGGCGCUCGCGGAGCCUGUAUUCCGCUCGAUGAUUAGCCCUACAUCCACUACCUUCGUCAAGAAGAAGGCAGCCCUCACGCUGCUGCGGUUGUACCGCAAGCACCCCAGCGUGAUGCCUGUUGAGGAGUGGGCCGAGCGCAUUAUCCCUCUCAUUGGCGAACGCGACCAGGGUGUCGCAAUGACCGUCGUCAGUGUCGUUACAGCGAUGGCGCAGGACAACCUGGAGGUGUUCUCCGCAUGCUACCAGCGUGCCGUGGACAGGCUAGACAAGAUUGUGUUCGACUCGGAGACGCCAGCAACAUACGUGUACUACAAGGUUCCCAACCCAUGGCUUCAGAUCAAGCUGCUUCGACUUCUUCAGUACUACCCUCCCCCAGAUAACCCAGAGGUGAUCGAGAUGGUCAACGGUGUGGUGCAAGCAAUCAUCGACAUGUCGCAGGAAACUCCAAGAAAUGUCCAGCACAACAAUGCUCAAAAUUCGGUCCUUUUCGAGGCCAUCAACCUUGCCAUUCACCUCGACCCAGAAUCCAAGGUAGUGUCCAACGCUUCCGUUCUGCUAGGCAAGUUUAUUCUGGCCCGGGAAACCAACGUUCGUUAUCUCGGUUUGGACGCGAUGGCGCACUUGGCCGCGUGCUCGACCUCACUCGAGCCCGUCAAGAGACACCAAGACACGAUUAUCCUCAGUCUCAAAGACCGUGAUAUUUCCGUCCGGCGCCGCGCACUCGAUCUCCUUUACUCCAUGUGUGACACGUCCAACUCGAAGCGGAUUGUGGGCGAGCUUCUGCGUUACCUCCAGGUUGCGGACUACAACCUGCGCGAGGAGAUGGUGCUCAAGAUCGCCAUCUUAACCGAGCGGUUUGCAACAGAGUAUGAGUGGUACAUCGAUACUAUCCUGGAGCUUAUCUCGACCGCUGGUGACCACGUUGGGGCCGAGGUUUGGUAUCGUGUGGUUCAGCUCGUGACCAACAACGAAGACCUUCAGGCCUACGCGUCUGGGGCAGUCUACACCCAUCUCCAAGCCCAGCAGUGCCAUGAGAACAUGGUGAAGGUCGGAGGCUACAUCCUGGGCGAGUUUGGGCACCUGAUUGCAAAUGAGAACGGGUGCAGCCCGAUAGAGCAGUUCCACGCUCUGCACUCCAAAAUCAACAUCUGCACCGCACCCACCCGAGCGCUACUUCUUACGACAUAUCUUAAGUGGGUCAAUUUGUUCCCCGAAAUUAAGGAGCAUCUGAUCAACAUCUUCCGGCGAUACACACACGUGCUGGACGCCGAACUGCAGCAGCGUGCUUGCGAAUACUUGGCUUUGGCAACACGGGACGACGACGACGAGCUCUUGCAAGCCGUCUGCGAUGAGAUGCCCGUCUUCCCGGAGCGCGAGUCUGCGCUUAUCUCACGGUUGCACAGCCGAGGGGACAAGGCGCAGGACAAGCGCACAUGGGUAAUUGGGCAUCAGUCGGAGAACAAGGGCCGCAUUGCGGAGAAGUUCAAGAACUUCCGCAAGGGGUCGACUGCACCGGACUCGCCCGAAGACGCCUCUCCGGCACUUCCCCAGCAGCGCUCGGUGCCUGAACCCCAGCCAACAAUCCUUGAGCCACCGCAACGGCAGGACACAAUCGAGCCGAUGAUGGGCGGUGGCAUGUCGGAGGAUAUCAUGGCAUCGUUGGCCGGCCUCGACCUCACGUCCACACCUACGGGUGAGGGGUUGCUGUCUGGUCAGAUUGAGAACGGCACGAUAACUGGCGAGCCUGCCGUUAUGACCCCUACGGUGCUGUCGCCCGCGACUGAGCGGCCGGACGACUUCCUGCACAACGCGACGCUGGGCGGUGUCAGCCCAUCACUCCUUGCACCCGUCACUGUCGCGCCAAAUAUCGACAAGUGGCUUGAGCGGCUCUCAUACGCCACUGAAGGCGUGCUGUACGAGGAUAAGCAGGUGCAAAUCGGUGUCAAGGCUGAGUAUCACGGGCAUCUCGGGCGCAUUGCCUUGUUUAUUGGUAAUAAGAUUUCAACGCCAUUCACCUCUGUAUCAGCCAAGAUUGAGAACACAACGCCCGACGCACUUAACAUCAAGUUCCACGACCUGCCUGUUGACAGAAUCGAACCGCUCGCCCAGAUCCAAGAGAUGAUUCAGCUGGAAUGCAAGAGCCCGUUCUCCAGCCAGCCAAUCCUUCGCUUCACGUACCUGGCUGGUAGUUUUACGACCCUGGUCCUCCGCCUUCCGGUGUUCCUCACUCGCUUCAUCGAGGGAGUCAACUUUGACCAAGCCCAGUUCUUUGAGCGCUGGAAGAUUAUCGGCGGGCCUCCUCGCGAGGCGCAGCAGAUCUUCCCUAUCAAGCUCACGGAGUCGGGUGAUGUCGACGUCGAGCGCAACCGUCGCAUCAUGGCUGGGCAACGCGUCUCGGUUCUCCCCAACAUCGACCACAACCCUAACAAUAUGGUUCUUGCCGGUGUACUGCACAUGAGCAAGACAGGCAAGGUGGGGAUCUUGGGUCGCGUGGAGCCCAACAAGGACGCAAAGCUGUGCCGGUUGACAGUGCGCAGCACGAACGAGGCCGUAUCUGCCGAGAUGCUCAAGCUCUUGAGCCAGCCUCUGAACGUUGAUACAGCGGCGUCGCUCUAGUCUGUUGUCCAAAUGUACCUCUUUCAGUAUACCAAAUGUCACGACGUAAUGAUGAAGCCAUGAAGCAGAAUGAAGUGGU
Messenger RNA from Cutaneotrichosporon oleaginosum, 3332 nucleotides. RefSeq lists its product as uncharacterized. Gene Ontology annotation, cellular component: AP-2 adaptor complex; membrane coat. Gene Ontology annotation, biological process: clathrin-dependent endocytosis; intracellular protein transport. The record is from RefSeq and is a predicted model, not a curated record. Gene Ontology annotation, molecular function: clathrin-cargo adaptor activity. Lineage: Eukaryota; Fungi; Basidiomycota; Tremellomycetes; Trichosporonales; Trichosporonaceae.